AUGGCGACAGGUGCAGCAGGUGCUAACAUGUUCAAGAGAUUCCUCAACUCAGAGACCGGUCCUAAAACCAUCCAUUUCUGGGCCCCUUGCAUGAAAUGGAUGCUUGUUUUGGCAGGUGCUAAUGAGAUGACAAGACCAGUGGAGAAAGUCUCCGCUACUCAACAACUAUCGCUUUUUGCAACAGGUGCAAUCUGGACUAGGUGGUCAAUGGUUAUUAUACCAAAGAACUACCUUCUUGCAUCUGUGAAUUUCUUUCUCGGAGGUGUCUCUAUUGUUCAACUUAUUAGAAUUGCAAACUGGAGAAUUAAUGAUUUAGGAGAAACCCCUAAACAGGCCAUCAAGUAUAUGUUUGAUAUAAAGGACGAUGAAAAGAAGACCAUUGUGCCAAAACCAGAAUAG
Molecule: messenger RNA, 399 nt
Organism: Pichia kudriavzevii
Lineage: Eukaryota; Fungi; Ascomycota; Pichiomycetes; Pichiales; Pichiaceae
Exons: 1
Coding region: 1-399 (132 amino acids)
Biological process (GO): pyruvate import into mitochondria
Cellular component (GO): mitochondrial inner membrane
Molecular function (GO): pyruvate transmembrane transporter activity
Source: RefSeq, a predicted model, not a curated record